This is a messenger RNA of Echinostoma caproni, 498 nucleotides long. The record is from the annotation of a GenBank genome assembly. Lineage: Eukaryota; Metazoa; Platyhelminthes; Trematoda; Plagiorchiida; Echinostomatidae.
AUGGCAGCCGAGUUCAAGGAAAGCCGUCGUUCUGACUUUGAUCGUGCUCCCAAAUCCACCGUUGUUUUGAUUGGUAUUUGGAUCGUUUCCUUGCUUGCUGAACGAUCCCGCACAAGGCGUAAACAACGCAUUGAUAUGGUUCUUAAAGCAGCAGCCCUUGCCGGGGACAAUCUGGACUGGGACAAUGUGCCCGGUGUUUGGAUUCCAAAAAAUAAGCAAGAACGUGCGGAAUCGCCCUUUCCUUGUCCACAGUCGCCUUCUGAUCGCACAUUUUCGGAGAAAGCUGCUAGCACAGUAUCGGAAGACAUGGACAGCGAACUUAUGGACAACGAAAAUGUCACUCAAUCCCAGUUUGAAAAUCUGCAGGUAUGUGAUAUAUUCAGCUCGAAAAAAGAUUUUGUUGAUGACUUACUGGAAAAGCCUAAUUAUAAGUCUUGGCCUAGGAUUCAUGUUUGUUAUGUCAUGAAUUUAGUCGUGAACAGAGCAAAUAAAGCAUGA